AUGGGGGAAAUUGCUUGGAGAAAGGUGAAGAAGAGAGCGGGGAAGGGGGAGAAAGGUGAUGUGAGGGAAUACUUCCAAGGUCCUGAGCCUGCCCCAUUGGACUGGACUAUAGUUCGUGGCCCCGAAGGCAGAUUUGCCCGUGGCGGCCCUAGUUCUUCCGCCGCAUCUGAGCGUGCAGGAGGAAGUUUUACCACAACGUACUACAUGGCUGUCAUUGGCUCUACCUUGUUGGCGGAUAAGACCAGGACUGGCAUGCGACCUCACCCGAUAGUUGUCGUCAACGACGAUGAACAGGACGUGGCUUGGGGUGCGGUGACUUUGGCGUUCUUGUACAGGCAGCUCGGAAUGGCAUCUAGGGCUGGUUGCAAGACCAUUGCUGGAUGCCUCACAUUGCUCCAGACAUGGAUCUAUGAGUACUUCCCCGCUUUCCGCCCUCAUCCUCGCCGAGAUGAUGUGCCAAACACGACUAGGGCGGAGAUGUGGACGCCGAAGAAAGUAGGUCGUGAGCUGGACAGGUUGAUAUCAUUCCGCAAGGUUCUGGACUCAAUGACAGAGACUCAGGUUGAAUGGACUCCCUACAAUUGUGGUUUAAGGACUUCAUCGACCAGAGAUUGA
Amaranthus tricolor (Joseph's coat) is the source of this 615-nucleotide messenger RNA. Its product is annotated as protein MAINTENANCE OF MERISTEMS-like. Bases 1 to 615 code for a protein of 204 amino acids. Lineage: Eukaryota; Viridiplantae; Streptophyta; Magnoliopsida; Caryophyllales; Amaranthaceae. The transcript has 4 exons. The record is from RefSeq and is a predicted model, not a curated record.